CGCUAGACUCGCUUCAGGACAGCGCGAUCAAGCAACACCGGCAACCACUCCAACUCACAGUCGCAAUCGCGCACUUUCGCUGCGGACCGCCACAAUGCCCACCUACCGAAGCAUCAACAUCGCUCUCCACUCCCAGUUCGACGUCGAGACGAUCCCAGAAUACUAUCCUCUCACCUCAGGACAUUUCGCUUCGCGCUGCAUCACCGACUUCACACCCCCGCUCGUCGAUGACAAGACCUCGACAUGCAGCGUCUACAUCCCUGUGCUGCCCGGGAGUACAUUCUGGAUUGGAUACUCUGUCUCACCGCCGGUUCCAGAGGGGCAGUACUUUCUGUUCAAACUGUACAUCGACGGGGCGCAUGCCAUAAGCUGGUCUACGGGCAAGGACGAGGAAUGGCGGGGAAAGACUAUGUUUGGCCUGUUUGAGGGGGAAGAGAGUACAGAGAGUAGGAGAAAGAUCGAGAAGCGGGUGUUGUGUUUUUCGCCACCAAACAAGAAUGGGAAGGACGUGUUUGACGAGAAGAGUUGUGUGGAAAUCAGGGUUCAUCGUGCACAUGGGCGGAAGAGAAUUGAAAGGCAGUUCGGCGAGUACAACGAGACUGACAAGGGUGUCAGCAGACUUGUGAGUGCUGGGCGCGCAGGUCCGGAGCAACUGAAGCGGUUCUAUAAGUUCGCGCUCAUCGACCCGACGAAUCAACCGUUUGCGACGUUUCGAUACUACUACCGUACCUGGGAGCAAUUGAGAGAUUUGGGACUGCUUGAAGAGGAGUACGGUGCAGGUGAAGAAAACGAUCUUUCUGUCAUCGAGCCCGAGGGGGCUGUGAGCCAGGACGAGACUGAGGACGAUGAUGAGGAUACCGACCGCAUUACCAACGACGAGAUAGAGGAUGAAAAUAUGGCGAGCUCGGUCAGACAUACUUCUGAACGCUGCCAGAGUAUGGUCGAGGUAAAGAUACCAUCGACUACAGUCACUCCGCACCGUCAAGCGAGCGAUACCUCAGAACACCCACGCGUAUACCUUCCCCGCGGUACUCCUACAACAUGCCCAAACGCGGUGGACGGACAAGCAAAUGCGCAAGAACAGCGACACAACGGCGUAUCUACUCCGUCUAGCGUCUACCGCCUUUCCUUCCCGCCAUCUGUGAAGCUUGAUGCUCCUGACCAGAGCCUGAGGCCUUUACCCGCUGUCCCAGAGAAGAGUAGCUCUUACUCAAACACGUCAUAUCGCCCGCACCCAGCAUAUCCAGUCGAAGAAUGGGCCGUACGCACUCCGAGCCCGGAGAAGUCGUUUAGGGAUGGCGUCUCGACGCCGCCGCUGGUGAGGAAGAGGCAUGCUUCAUCGUUGAUGCAGAUGAUCUCAUCCACCUGGAAGCGUCGUGGUACUCCAAGUGCGGAACGGACGGGGUCCAUCGAUGGGGUACGGAGUGUUACUUUGUGA
Dothidotthia symphoricarpi CBS 119687 is the source of this 1438-nucleotide messenger RNA. RefSeq lists its product as uncharacterized. The coding region runs from base 95 to 1438 and encodes 447 amino acids. NCBI's taxonomy places the organism in Eukaryota, Fungi, Ascomycota, Dothideomycetes, Pleosporales, Dothidotthiaceae. The record is from RefSeq and is a predicted model, not a curated record. The transcript has 2 exons.